CCGUGUGAAGCCUUCUAUUGGUCAAAAGUUUUAUCGACGUCAAUUUAGUCCAAUCACACGCAGAGUUUGCCUAAGCCCCACCCAAGUGAUUUUCAGUACAGCGGAACUGUUUCUUUGGAGGACGAAGAGAGAACCGGAGGAAAACGCUGUUGCACACUUCGUGAUGGCGCUCUUCCUGGAGACCUCAACAGUUUUACUGAGGAGAAUUAAAGACAUUAGACCGUUGACGGCCAAACGACACCGAGUUAAAGGCAAAUGGGCUACCACACUUCCCAAACAUCCUCCCACCAGACUGGCCCUUCAGCACUUUGAUGCCACCUACAGCGCCCAGCUUGGGGACCUGUGGCCCUCAGUCCGAGUGGCCCUGCUGUCAGAGAGGAAGUACGGAGCCCUCCUCAAUAAUUUCUGUCAUAGUCCAGAUCUGGAGGAACUUCAGGCUCAGGGCUGCAGAGACUUCAUUAGCAGCGGACAGGGUAGGUGAGCGGCUCCGCUACGUCUGCAUCAGGCUGGUUUAUGGCCUUUAGCUGCAAACCAUCGAUUAUUGGUGCUUCGAUAAUCCGUCUCUGCUGUCCCCUUUAGGCCGGACAAGUUUGGACUGUUGAGCUACUACCUGAUGGACGCGGCGUCCGUACUGCCUUCUCUGGCGCUGGACGUCCAGGCGAAUCACACGGUUCUGGAUCUCUGCGCCGCUCCUGGUGGAAAGGCCCUGGCUUUGCUACAGACGCAGUCAGCCAGGUUUCUGUGCUUAAAUGACUCGUCUGUGUCGCGGACGUCGCGGUUAAAGAGGGUCCUGCACAGCUACGCUCCCAAAGAGCUUCUCACCGACGACAAGCUGCGCAUCACCUCGGUUGACGGCACCAUGUGGGGCGAGAUCGAACGGAACUCCUUCGACAGGGUUCUUGUCGACGUUCCCUGCACCACAGACAGACAUUCGCUCAUGGAGGACGACAACAACAUGUUCAGCAGGAGCCGAGUCGGAGAAAGGCGGAGCCUCCCUCGGCUGCAGGCGGAGCUUCUGCUGGCGGGAAUCAUAGCUGCUUGUCCUGGAGGCGAGGUUCUGUAUUCCACCUGCACCCUCUGUCCCAGCCAGAACCUGGGCGUGGUGGAGCGAGCCGUCCAGCUAGCGGAGGAGAACCACGGCAUCCGGCUGCAGGUGGUCAGUCUCAGACCUCUGGUGCGGAUGUUCCAGAACACUUUUCACUUUGCUCCUGACCUCCACCUGGGCGAGAUGGUCGUCCCGCAUCUGGCCGCUAACUUUGGACCCAUUUACAUGUGCAAGAUAAGGAGACUCGCGUAAACGUUUAGAUAAGACGCAAGGACACAGAUUUUAUACUGACAGUUGUUGUGGCCAUUUAUGCCAAAUAUUUAUUUAUACCAAUUCAGUUUUCAUGGUAUGUAAAAUAUAUUUAAGUUAAUUUAGAAACGAAAUUUUUUAUAAAUUUUUUAUAUUUGGAAUAGUUUAGGUUCUGAAUUGUUAAACCCUCCCAUUAAUUUGAGUGAUUAAGAGCAGAGCGGGUGCUGAUGGAUGGGUCGGUUAAUGUCUGGUGCGGACCGGAGGUUUUGAAAAAUUAUUUUUUAACCACUUUUCUUUAGAGCUUCAAACAUUAAAUUUCGUUUCUACUAAGUUUCAAGAUAUUUUUUGUAAUUGUCUUUUUUUGUUUUUGCUUUUACAAUAAAUAAGUCAAGUUGGAAGUGCGUCCAAAUUUGAAAAAGGAAGGCAACCCAUACGUAAAACUUAAACAAGUGU
Cyprinodon variegatus (sheepshead minnow) is the source of this 1747-nucleotide messenger RNA. It is a transcript of the gene nsun4, whose product is annotated as NOP2/Sun RNA methyltransferase family member 4. Gene Ontology annotation, biological process: rRNA methylation. The transcript has 7 exons. Gene Ontology annotation, cellular component: mitochondrial large ribosomal subunit. Gene Ontology annotation, molecular function: methyltransferase activity. The record is from RefSeq and is a predicted model, not a curated record. Lineage: Eukaryota; Metazoa; Chordata; Actinopteri; Cyprinodontiformes; Cyprinodontidae.